Molecule: messenger RNA, 1970 nt
Organism: Trichomycterus rosablanca
Lineage: Eukaryota; Metazoa; Chordata; Actinopteri; Siluriformes; Trichomycteridae
Gene: mtfmt
Product: mitochondrial methionyl-tRNA formyltransferase
Exons: 9
Coding region: 221-1390 (389 amino acids)
Biological process (GO): biosynthetic process; conversion of methionyl-tRNA to N-formyl-methionyl-tRNA
Cellular component (GO): mitochondrion
Molecular function (GO): methionyl-tRNA formyltransferase activity
Source: RefSeq, a predicted model, not a curated record
UUCGCUGUAGUUAUGAACUAUGUUUUAGAUUUCUAAUAAAAUAGCUACAUUAAAUCGAGUACAAUGGUAAAUCUGAUCUGUUUAUUAAAGGUAAAUACUAUCACAUCAGUGGUAUCUAACGUGUUAGCCAGUUAGCCUACAGGUCAGUAUUUGCUCUGGAGCUGAUGUUAUUGAAGAUUAACAGAUCUGUAACAGUAAGACUUAACAGUAAGACUUAGUGAUGUGGAAUCAACUUUGUUUAAAAGUAAUUAUCAAUGGAAAUUCAGUGUUUAGAGGAUUUUGUCAGAGAUGCAUUAGAGGAAAGUUCACAUCAUGUUUUAAUCAAAGUGGUGCAUGUCACAGUACAUCAGUUUUGACACAGACCGGCUGUGUCUCAAAUCCACCUUGGAGAAUUCUCUUCUUUGGGAGUGAUGAUUUUGCAGUGGAGUCUCUUAAACGCCUUCAUGCAUCCAGAGCCAAUGGCACAGAGUCAGUGGUGGAUUUACUCGAGGUGGUCACCCUGUCCAGAAGUGUCCCUGUGAGAAAGUUUGCGGAGCAGCAUGAGCUUAGAGUUCAUGAGUGGCCAAACGUGGACUUGAGUAGGCAGUUUGAUGUGGGUGUGGUGGUCUCGUUCGGCUGCCUACUUCAAGAGAAUCUUAUCAACAAGCUGCCAUAUGGGAUCCUUAAUGUGCACCCCAGCCUCCUACCUAGAUGGCGAGGGCCUGCUCCUGUUUUUCACACAAUUCUACAUGGAGACAAACUCACUGGAGUCACCAUCAUGCAGAUUAGACCAAAGAGGUUUGAUGUGGGGCCGAUACUUAGUCAGGAACUAUACGAGGUUCCUGAACACUGCACUGCUGAUGAGCUCGGAUCCACUUUGGCUGUAAUGGGAGCUCGACUGUUAAUAGACACACUGAGAAAGCUACCAGAAAGAAUUGCAAGUAGAAGAGAGCAGGCUACAGAGGGGGCCACAUUUGCUCCUAAAAUCAGUUCUUCAUUGAGUUGGCUUGUUUGGGAGGAGCAGACUUGUGACCAGAUCAGUCAACUGUAUCGUGCUAUAGGCUCUCGGGUUCCUCUGAGAACCUUGUGGAUGGGUCAGACAGUCAGACUUUUAGACUUUGUUGGAAAAUGCAAUGUGCCAUUCACAGAAAAGUCUAAUUCCAGUUCAGUGCCAGGGUCCAUUUAUUACCAAAAAGAAUCAGCGACUCUACUCAUCUGUUGCAAGGAUGGCUGGGUUGGAUUCAAAACAGUAAUGUUGAAGAAAAGAUUGUCAGCAGCAGAUUUCUUCAAUGGGUAUCUUCAUCAGAGUGUUUUAAAGAAAUCACCAGUCCAGAACAACUGCCGGUUUCUGAGCUACAGAGAGAAACCUGAACAUUUUCCAUCAUCACACAGGAAAAAGUGCAGACAUUAAACCUCAACUGUGAGCACAGAUAAAAAAUAUUUAUUAUUAACAGUCUGCAAAUAAUUGUCUGUUUUAAGACAGUGAUCAUUGCUGCUAUGCUGACAUACAGCACUACUGUUGAAGCUCUGUAUAUAUGUUUAUGAAUGUGACUAAUUUAAUGAAGCAGUAGCUUUAAAAAACUUUGGUAAUUUGUGUGUUUUUUUUUUUUAUCAAUUGACACAUUUUAAAAUGUCAGAGAACAGAGUUUGCCAUGUAAUGACAGAAUGGAUGCUGAGCUGCUGGUGGUUCCUUGUUGAUCUUGCUUUCAUAUUUUAGUUAUAAAUAUACUGCUAGUAUGACUGACCACAUAAAUGUAAGGGGUUUAGCACUGAUGCAAAUCGAACAGUCAAAAUACAAAUGAUUAAGUACAGUCAUUUAAACAUAAGUGACUAAGUGGUUUACAAGCCAGAUCCAUAAGAUGCUCCUUAUCCCAAAAGUUUAGGAAAUUAAAAAAUUCUGACAAAACAUAACUAUGCAUAUUAAAGCAUAUUUAUUCAUAGUUGCCUAAUGUCCUCAACAUCUGAAUAAUUGUUUUAAUAAAGAAAAUCUA